AUGAAGAAAUCAAGAAGAAUCAAGGAACCAAGAGAAGUUUUAAGUCAGGAGAAUGAAGAAAUCAAGAAGAAUCAAGGAACCAAGAAAAGUUUCAAUGAAGGAGAAUGUAGAAUCGAGAAGAAUCAAGGAAUCGAGACAUUUCAAUUAAGGAGAAUGAUCAAGAAGAAAAGAUCCAAUCAAAGAAAAUUAACGACCAAGAAAAGUUUCAAUCGAGGAGAAUUAAGAUCUCAAGAAGAUCAAAGAGAAUUAAGGAAUCACGAUGAAAAGAGAGAAGAUGGAGAAGAGAAGAAAAGAGAAAAGAGCAGAAGAGAAGGAAAGAUAGACGUGAAGAGAAUAGAGAAGAGGAGAGAAGAAAAAAGUGGAGAAAGUAGAAAAAAGAGAGAAGUGGAGAAAACAGAAGAGAAUAGAGGAGAGAAGAGAGAAGUGAAGAGAAUAGAGAAGAGGAGAGAAUAG
This is a messenger RNA of Centruroides sculpturatus (bark scorpion), 453 nucleotides long. RefSeq names its product histone-lysine N-methyltransferase, H3 lysine-79 specific-like. NCBI's taxonomy places the organism in Eukaryota, Metazoa, Arthropoda, Arachnida, Scorpiones, Buthidae. The transcript has 3 exons. Bases 1 to 453 code for a protein of 150 amino acids. The record is from RefSeq and is a predicted model, not a curated record.